Molecule: messenger RNA, 412 nt
Organism: Trichosurus vulpecula (common brushtail)
Lineage: Eukaryota; Metazoa; Chordata; Mammalia; Diprotodontia; Phalangeridae
Product: trafficking protein particle complex subunit 2-like
Exons: 1
Coding region: 1-366 (121 amino acids)
Biological process (GO): endoplasmic reticulum to Golgi vesicle-mediated transport
Cellular component (GO): nucleus; TRAPP complex; cytoplasm
Source: RefSeq, a predicted model, not a curated record
AUGUCUGGAAGUUUCUACUUCGUCAUUGUAGGCCAUCAUGAUAAUUCAGUUUUUGAAAUGGAAUUCUUACCAGCUAGAAAAGUGGAAUCUAAGGAUGAUCAUGAUCAUCUGAACCAGUCCAUAGCUCAUGCAGCCCUUGACCUAGUAGAUGAAAAUACGUGGCUGUCUAACAAUAUGUACCUGAAAACUGUGGACAAAUUCAACGAUUGGUUUGUUUCUGCUUGUGUUACUGCAGGCCACAUGAGAUUUAUUAUGCUUCAUGACAUAAGAAAAGAAGAUGGAAUAAAGAACUUCUUUAGGGAUGUCUAUGAUUUAUAUAUAAAGUUUGCAAUGAAUCCAUUUUAUGAACCAAAUUCACCCAUUUGAUCAAGUGCAUCUGACAGAAAAGUUCAAUUUCUUGGGAAGAAACACC